UCCCUGCGCUAUUUCUACACGGCGGUCUUGGAGCCCAGCCAGGGGCUGCCCCAGUUCGUCCAGGUGGGCUACGUGGACAGCGAGCCCAUCACCCACUAUGACAGCAGCACCCGGAGGAAGAGGCCAGCGGCGCCCUGGAUGGAGAAGGUGGGCGAGGACGAUGCCCAGUACUGGGAGAGGGGUACCCAGAAAUUGCACAAAACUGAGCAAAUGUUACGAGAAAACCUGGCGACUCUGCAGAAAUACUACAACCAGAAAGGGGGGCUCCACACCCUGCAGUGGAUGUACGGCUGUGAGCUGGAGAGUGAUGGGAGCAAAGGAGGAUACAUGCAGUUCGGCUACGACGGGAGCGACUAUCUCAACCUGGACAAGGAGCAUCUCAGGUGGACGGCGGCCGAUGCCACAGCCCAGAUAAGCAAGGUGAAGUUGGAGGCCGAACCCGCCAUUGCUCAGAGAUCCAAGGCCUACCUGGAGGAGGAGUGUGUUGAGUGGCUGCAGAGAUACCUGGACUAUGGCAAGGAGACCCUGCUGAGGACAGAGUCCCCUGAAGUGAAGGUGACUUGCCACAAGUCAUCCACGGAGGACGUGGAAACCCUCAUCUGCCGGGCCCACGGUUUCUACCCCAAGGAGAUCGAAGCCGCCUGGACCAGAGACGGGGAGAGCUGCGAACACGAGACCUUCCGUAGUCGUGUGGCCCCCAAUCCGGAUGGGACUUACUACAUCUCACUCUACACUGACGUAGAGCCCGAGGAGCGGGGCCGCUACCGGUGCCGUGUGGCCCAUGCCGGCCUGUCGCAGCCUCUGGUCUUGGCCUGGGAGGGGCCUGCAGGUGAGAAACGGCUGGGGAAGGGAGAAGGCACAGAUCAGGGGUUGGAUUCUUGGAAUGUGUGGAUCAUUGUAGGAGCCGUCGCAGGGGCUCUGGUUCUCCUGCUUGUUGUGGCCAUCAUCAUCAUCAUCAUGAGAAAACUCCGAGGGGCCAUCAGUUUCAUCCCGGGGGCAGUCGCAGCGAAGCAGAGCGAGGAGGAGCUGGAGAGCCGCAGGGGACGCAUGGAAGAAACGGUAGGAGCUGCAAGGCAUGCUGUGUUGACGUGGGCCCCCCAUGACUCCUGGCGAAGCGGACGGGGCUGGGCUGCGUGGAGGCUGCCCGCGAGGCCUGCUUUUGGCCCCUUGAUACCAACAGGCAAUGUCCUAAGGGUGGCACGACAAGGAAGCUGUCCCUUCUUCGCGGCCUGGGUGGCCGGGGGACUGUCUUCCCUGUGGGAGCAGGAUAUCCAGCCUCAGGCCGGGGCUGUGUAGGCAAGACAAGCCAUGGGGUGGGGAGUGGGUAUUGGGAUUGCUGAGAGCUGGGCCAGGCCAGGCCGGGCCAGGCCAGGCCAGGAGAAGGCCGUGGCAGGAGCGGCAGGUGUUGCAGGCACCGGUGCCAUGUUCGUCUGCCUUCCCCAGGAUACCCCUGUGCUAAGAGCAAGUUGGUGCCCCUCCUCAAGGAGAAGGUGAAGGGUCUAGAGC
Molecule: messenger RNA, 1506 nt
Organism: Varanus komodoensis (Komodo dragon)
Lineage: Eukaryota; Metazoa; Chordata; Lepidosauria; Squamata; Varanidae
Product: H-2 class I histocompatibility antigen, alpha chain-like
Exons: 6
Coding region: 139-1296 (385 amino acids)
Biological process (GO): immune response
Cellular component (GO): external side of plasma membrane
Source: RefSeq, a predicted model, not a curated record